AUGGAACCCUCAGCUUCUCCAGCUUCGCGCCGCCGCAUUCCCGGCUUGCCCCAUCCUGUGCUUGCCGCCGCACAGCAGAAAUGGCUCUUCACCGACGAGGAGCUCGAGCGUACCCCGUCGCGCAUGGAUAAGAUCGAGCGAGGAAAAGAGGACUACAUUCGGCACCGGGCAGUUGAGUUCAUCUGGCAGGCAAGCAUGAUGCUUAAGAUGCCGCCGCAGACCUCGAUGACGGCUACAGUGUACAUGCACCGGUUCCUCAUGCGGUACUCGCUCCUCGGCCAGGAUCCGGCGGCGUCGGGCUUGAUGCACCCCAAGGUGAUUGCGGCGGUGGCCCUGUUUGUCGCAUUCAAGGUGGACGAGACGGUGCGACGCAUGAAGGACUUUGUGAUCGCCUGCUGCCGCGUCGCCUUGAAGCAACCGGACAUGAUAAUCGACGAGCAGUCCAAGGACUAUUGGAAAUGGCGCGAUCUUAUCCUGCAGAACGAGAGUGUCAUGCUUGAAUUCCUUUGCUUCGACCUGCAAAUCGAAUCCCCCUACCGCAUCCUCUGGGACUACGCUCUUUUCCUGAACGUUCAUGACAACCGACCCUUGCGCCACGCCGCAUACGCCUUUCUCAACGACUCCACCUACACCGUCCUGUGUCUGCAGUUCCCUUCUCGGGUCAUCGCCGCCGCAGCUCUGUACGCCGCCGCACGCCAUUGUCACGUUGCAUUCCCGGACGACGACGAAGGUCGGCCCUGGUGGGAGCAGAUCGAUGUCCGUCUCGAGGACCUGAUCCGCGCCUGCAAAUUCAUUGUCAAGAUCUAUGAGCGUGUCCAGCAGAACCUGAGCAAAGGGUAUCCCGACUUCGCCCUCUCAGACACCCUUCCAGAAGACCCGACACGCCUCCUUCCUAGUGGCUCCAACCCCGAGGCCAGGCAAACUCUCAGCGCGUCCAAUGCACCCUCUCUCGCCACACCCGAGUCUGUCACUCCGAACGGGCGCAAGCGCUCCCGCGAGCCUGACCUCCCUCCUUCCGCCGCCCAAGUCCCAAACCAGCCGCAGCAACAACCCUCUCCUUCCAAGGCGUUGAACGGGGAGCGGUCUCCCAAACGCCAGCGAACUGUUUCGCCCGGCCCCAAUGCAACGGUUCCCACCCCCGAACCAUCGGGGUCUCGACCGCGCAUUCCGUUGAAGGCUAUGGAGUCAUCCGCGCAACCUACGCCCACCAAGGACCAGAAGCUACCAGAUCUCUCGGAGAAUGAAAAAGAGAAAUCAAGUGCAGAAGAGGGUGAGAUCCCUGAGGAAACUCCCGCCGAUUCGACCACUGCCUCUGUCUCUGCCUCUGCCCCUGUCCCCACGGCUUCCGAUACCGUUGAGCAGGGAAAGCCCGAGCCCGAAAAGGGGAAGACCCUUACUGAGACCGGCACGGAGAACGAUCAGGAUGAGGGUGCAGGUAGUGAGGAGGGCGAGAUUUAG
This is a messenger RNA of Penicillium alfredii, 1458 nucleotides long. RefSeq lists its product as uncharacterized. The record is from RefSeq and is a predicted model, not a curated record. Gene Ontology annotation, cellular component: cyclin/CDK positive transcription elongation factor complex; nucleus. Lineage: Eukaryota; Fungi; Ascomycota; Eurotiomycetes; Eurotiales; Aspergillaceae. The transcript has a single exon. Gene Ontology annotation, molecular function: cyclin-dependent protein serine/threonine kinase activator activity. Gene Ontology annotation, biological process: positive regulation of DNA-templated transcription, elongation; regulation of transcription by RNA polymerase II. Bases 1 to 1458 code for a protein of 485 amino acids.